GCAGCAGCAGCAGCAGCAGCAGCAGCGGAGAGGGGGGGGGGGGGCGGGGAGGCACCACGAAGCGAUCGGCUUAUCCGCCGCUCGCCGAACUUGCAUUGCCGGAUGAGGUAGAUCAGGGAGACAAGCAGGCAGAGGCAGGGGCAGAGCCAUGAGUGGCCCGUUCGUCAAGCGGACCCAGGAGACGCUGGGGAGGGUGAUCAAGAAGCCGCCGCUGACCGAGAAGCUGCUGAGCAAACCGCCUUUCCGCUACCUGCACGACAUCUUCACCGAGGUUAUAAGGACCACUGGGUUUCUGAAAGGACUGUAUACAGAGUUUGAGAUGAAAUCUGAUAAUGUCAAGGAUAAAGAUGCUAAAAUUGCAUUCCUGCAGAAGGCUAUUGAUGUAGUGAUGAUGGUGUCUGGUGAUUCUUUGUCUGUGAAACCUGCGCGUGUAGUGGCUGGUCACGAACCAGAGAAAACUAAUGAGCUCUUGCAAAUAAUUGCAAAAUGUUGUCUUAACAAGCUUUCCAGUGAUGAAUCUGUGAGGAGGGUCCUUUCUGGUGAAAAGAUAGAUCUUAAAGCAAAAGCACUGUCCAGUUCCAAAUCACAGGGCAAAGAAAACAGAGAAAAAAAAGAUGAUGAGCGCAAGAGGCAGAAGGACAAAGAACAGGAGGAAAGGAAUGAGAAUGGAAUUAAGCACACCAGCGGAGACCGGAAAGAAAAGGAACAGUCAAAGGAACAAGGGAAAGCAAUGGACAGAGAAAGAGACCGACACAAAGAUGGUGAUAGACGAGAAAAGGGAAAGGAACAUGAGAAGGACCGAGCAAGAACAAAAGAAAGAGAUCAGGAAAACCACAAGAAUCGAGGGGAUGGAGAAAAAGUGGAAAAGGACAAGAAUCGAGAAGGAGAAAAAGUGGAAAAGGGCAGGAUUAGGGGAGAUGGAGAAAAGGACAAAGAGCGAAGCAAAGAAAGGGAAAGAAACAAAGACAAAGUGAGAGAAAAAAGGCAAAGAGACAAGGAGCGUGAGCAUUCGAAAGACCAAGGCAGAGAUCAAGAAGCGGAAAGGGAAAAAGCCAAAGAACAGGACAAGGCAGAUAGAAGGCUUAAAGUUGCACCUGAGGAAAAACCACACAAACUGCCUCCAGAGGUGAUGAAGAAAGACAGCAAAAUUGAUAUAGACCAAGAAGCUGAGAGCCCUAUAAGGAUACCCAGACCCUCAUCAGCAAAAGGCCAAAGACGAAAACCAAAAUCGGGAGUUGAAGAUGAGUCAGAUAUCGAAGGAGAUCUUGAAGCUGCCCACAAUUCCAUUGAGAAGAAGCAUACAGCUGAGGUGAAUGGAGAGAUUCCUGAUGAGCUUUCUCCCCAAGUUGCACAGAGCAGACGAAUACCUCGACCAGGAAGUGCAAGACCAGCACCUCCCAGAAUAAAGAAGCAGGAGAGCUCAGAUUCACCGUCAGAGAGAACUGGUAGUGCAAAGCCUGCAUCUAAUGUAAUUGUGGAUAAAGGAAAGAAUGUUGAAGAGGAAGAGGAUGAUGAUGCACAGUUUGUGGUGGACGAAGCAGUAUCACAGCUGCCAGAUAUGCCUGAGAUGGAACCUGCUACAGCGGUGGAACUGCAUGGCAGUGAAGACCAUGGUGUGCUUGUCAGGAAGAUUUUAGAAACAAAGAAGGAUUAUGAAUCUUCAAAGUCUGCAACAAAACCCAAAGACCAGGAAAAAACCAUCAUCUCCGAAACAGCAAAAAAGAAAGAGAGGGAACUUGUGGCCAAGGAAAUAGAAAAACUACGCACGUCCAUCCAGACUCUGUGCCGUAGUGCUUUGCCUCUUGGAAAAAUAAUGGAUUACAUACAGGAAGACAUGGAUUCCAUGCAGAAUGAAUUGUCAAUGUGGCGUAGGGAAAACAAGAAGCAUGCGGAAUCUCUUCUAAGAGAACAGAGCAUCACAGACACAGCUGUGGAGCCAUUAAAGACUGAACUCGCUGAACUGGAGCAACUGAUCAAGGAUCAGCAGGAUAAGAAUUGUGCUGUCAAGGCAAACAUACUGAAAAAUGAAGAUAAGAUCCAGAAGAUGAUUUCAAGUAUUAACUUCUCUUCGAGAACGUGAGGGAGGAGAGGCUGUUGCGCAGUCGGCACAGAAACCUGUAAUGCAGUUCAGCAAAUAAGGUGAAGAAAUGAUGCGGAGGAGGGACCUUGUAAGACAGCAGACUGACAAAUAAUGUGUACUUGGGUAAAAAAAGCAUUUCUUUGCAUUCCUAUCUCUCAAAUCAGUUGCAUUCCACUAGAGAGCUUAUUAUCUUACAUAGUUUUGAAGAAAACAAAUACGUACAUCAAAUAAAAGCAAUGUUUAUAAAUAGCUCGCAGCACUGAAAGCAGGAUUUGUCGUUUUCUUCUUCGCUUACCUUCUUUGGGCUGAAGUUCUUGCUGGUGACUUUAGCAAAAUAGUCAAUGUGAAUACAAAGCGGGAUGGUAAAAUUAUUGAUCAGAGGAAAUUUUAUCCCCUUUAUGUUUGCCUGAUUGUUACUCUUCCCACAAAUUUCUAAAUGUUUUCAGCAAAGCUGCAGUGUUCUCUGCAGCAAUAGAUCUUGCAGCACCAAGGCAAAAGAGCAGUCCAACCCCCUGGCCAUUGCCCAUGGUACUAGACACUACACCUGUGCUUGAGGCCAGGGUGGAAGCAAAAUGGGUUCAUCCAUACCACUUAAAGCUGAUGGACUAGGCCACCUGGAAGUAGGUUAUUUUAUUUUUUCAUUCACGGAUAUGAAAGUCUUUGAAUAGAAAGUAAUUGGGUAUUGGUGACCCUUUGCUGCAUCAUAAUGUCAUACAAGGGAGUGAAUUUUCCCGUAAUGUACAGGUUAGGUUUUGGUAAUACAGCAAUGCCUCACAGAUUCAAUGUACCCUCUAGUUCUAACAUUAUACACAUAAUGAAAAUGCAGCACAGUCUAUACAACAAUAGGUGAUGAACUGAAGCUGGUAAUUUGAUCUAGGCGAUCAGAUUCAGGUUCUUAUAGCCUUUGGCAUUAUGACUUAGUGUUGCAUCACCACUUCAAUAAGAUCACCAGGAAGUUAUCUGUUAUCUUUUAUUAAGAUGCUAAAUGUGAUUGGUUUUGGGACCAUUUUGGAUUACUUGAAUAGUGUCUACUAUUGCCUAUGAAAUAUCAUGAGCCCAGGCAAACACUGUGUGCUCAUAGCUGUGGACUGAUGAGAACAUAGAAUUCAUGUUUCUGUGAAGCAGAUGGGACAAGGCACCAAGUCAGUGAGGCAACCUGGUAAAUGAAAAUAGUUCCACUGUACUGACAUUGAUAUAUGUAUAUAGCUUCAUUAAAUAGUGAAACAGAUUGAUGCCCACUUGUAUCACAAAGCAUAGGCCUGGUUGAAUGCUCACUGGGUGGAAACAUUGUCAUUCAUUAACUAUACCCAAGUACACAAUGAAGUACUGAGCACUGCUUGGGAGCCAUAAUUGGUGAAAUAUGACCUCUUGGUUUACAGAGCCUUGAGUGUACAUUGAUGUCAGGAGACAUGAUGUAUUCUGAGCCACUACUUUAGCUAUAAAAGCAAUAACUGAUCACUGGAGCUGCAGACAGUUUGCGUAAUAGGUAUGGGGUGGUUGAGGAGCUAGGAUUAUGAUGAAGCUGAAGGCUAAAUUGGGAAUUGAUGUGAUAUACUUCUAAAAUUCUUAAGUUUAUUUUUACUUCUGAAAGUGAACAUGUCUAAAAAUACUGUUUCGAAUCCUUCACAUUCCAAACCAUCAACUGCUGUACGUCAAGAAUAUAUGCACAGUAGUUACACUUUUCCUUUUCCCUGCUACGGUAGGGAUAUUUUGGAUGGGGUGUGACUAUUAAGACAUCAAGUGGGUGCAGUACCUGGGACUUGACUUUUUGAAAUUUAAUGUUGAAAAACUUGUUUGCCAAUUUGGAAAAUAAAUUGUUAUCUUUAGCACUUGGACAUGUAAUCAGACCCUACUAUUUGUUUUCAAAUGCUUUCCAAUGGCCAACCUGUCGGAUACCCUUGCCUCAGUUUUACCAUUGAAGAUUAUAAGAACCCCCUCAAACGGAAUAGCAUUUGCUGAAAGAAAAGAGACGUGUCUAAACUUUCGUCUUGCUCUCAUCAGCACACUCACAAGUACACCGUGCACGAGUGCCAGAUAAAAAGCUUAGAGAUGCCUCUUUUUUCAGAAAAGCAUUGUUACAAGCUGAUUUUAUCCAGGACAAUUCUUGCACGUCAGGGGUAAAAAAAAAAAGCUCAUUUCUAUAUUAGGCUGACAGAUCCUAUAACAGCUGAA
This is a messenger RNA of Carcharodon carcharias (great white shark), 4252 nucleotides long. RefSeq names its product TNF receptor-associated factor 3 interacting protein 1 (gene ift54). The record is from RefSeq and is a predicted model, not a curated record. Lineage: Eukaryota; Metazoa; Chordata; Chondrichthyes; Lamniformes; Lamnidae. Gene Ontology annotation, cellular component: ciliary basal body; intraciliary transport particle B; axoneme. Gene Ontology annotation, biological process: intraciliary transport; cilium assembly; regulation of microtubule cytoskeleton organization. The transcript is spliced from 15 exons. Bases 149 to 2080 code for a protein of 643 amino acids. Gene Ontology annotation, molecular function: microtubule binding.